AUGGCGUCGGGUGUCUGUCGGCUGGCGAGGCUUUCUUUAAAAAAAAAAAUCAGCUUUUUGCCUCGCACCAAUGUACCGAAAACCUCUGGGACGCUAUUAUUAACUCAGUGUCGGACCGCUGUUUGCACAUCAUCGGGGGCCAUUCUUCCGAAACCUAAAAAAACGCCUUUUGGCCUCUUCAGAAUAGCCAUGGUGGUUAUUCCUUUCCUAUACGUUGGUACACUGAUCAGCAAGAACUUCGCCGCGCUUCUGGAAGAACACGACAUCUUCGUCCCCGAGGACGACGACGAUGACGAUUGAUUUUUUGGGUGGUUCUGAGUGAAACUUCGGUUACUGAAUGUUUAUCGCUGUAGGAGGAAAAGGUACAUAACUGGACUCCAAAGGAAAUAUGAUGGUCUCAAAUGCAACAAUGUUUUUGUUAUAUUGUGUGUUUCUCUUUCCCUGUGAAAAAUAAUAUAUUGUGUCUGCUAGUUUACAGAGUUCUGUUUCUAAGAGUCGCGAGGCGGCUCUACACUGGAAUGCUCGAACUCAUUUGCAUGCACGUGUACGUCAGAGUACUGUAACCAAUAAAGACUACG
Chanos chanos (milkfish) is the source of this 578-nucleotide messenger RNA. RefSeq names its product single-pass membrane protein with aspartate-rich tail 1a (gene smdt1a). The transcript has 3 exons. Gene Ontology annotation, cellular component: uniplex complex. The coding region runs from base 1 to 300 and encodes 99 amino acids. NCBI's taxonomy places the organism in Eukaryota, Metazoa, Chordata, Actinopteri, Gonorynchiformes, Chanidae. The record is from RefSeq and is a predicted model, not a curated record. Gene Ontology annotation, biological process: mitochondrial calcium ion homeostasis; calcium import into the mitochondrion.